AAUCCUGAGGAGCUGGGCAGACAGAGGGAAAGCAGUAAAAGACAGAAUAAAAGGAAAGGUGGAGCACUGUUGUGAUUGACAAAUUUUUCACCCCAUUUCUUUUCUUAUUUGUCAAGGAGGGCUCUUGUUAUUUCUUCACUUCUUGAUUUUUUUCUUCUCAGAGUAAGAGAAGAAAAACACAGUCCAAUCAAUCCCUCAUUCUCUUUGUAGACAGAGUUGAACCUCUCCUUUCAUCAAGUGUUGAUUUUUCUUGCCUUGUCCUAAAGGGAUUAUUUCCUCCAUCUCAGUAUAAACACUAGAAUCCUUCAGAUUCCCUCCAUAUGUCCUCAGCCCCAAAAUGACACAGUGUGGACCCCUCUGAUUCCCCCUUGGCAUCCCCCACCCUCAACUGAAGUGCUGAAACCCUUUGGUCUCACAUCUCAAUGCCUGUGUUGACUCACCACUACAGCGAUAAUAUGGCACAACGCUUCUGAUAACGUCUGAUUCAUUCUGUGGUGGUACAGGCAGCCAGCAGACCGUUCUCCAUGAGGAGCAGUAGAAGAUGCCGGCUCUGCCAGCACUGCUGCUGUCAAUACAUUUCCUCUCUUUCCUGCUAGUCACCAUGCCGCCAUACUCCCUCUGUCAGGCCCCUUUGCUCUCCUCCGUCCGCAUGGCGGCGAUCCUGGACGACCAGUCUGUGUGUGGGCGCGGGGAACGGCUUGCGCUGGCUCUGGCCAGGGAGAACAUCAACAGCGUGAUGGAGGGUCCGGCCCGAGCCCGAGUGGAGGUGGACAUAUACGAGCUGCAGAAAGACUCCCAGUAUGACACAACUGACACCAUGUGUCAGAUUCUACCCAAAGGCGUCGUCUCUGUGAUAGGUCCCGCCUCCAGCCCCGCCUCUGGCUCUACUGUCAGUCAUAUAUGUGGAGAGAAGGAGAUCCCUCAUGUAAAGAUCGGUCCGGAGGAGACUCCUCGCUUGCCAUACCUGCGCUUCGCCUCUGUCACUCUGUACCCUAGCAACGAAGACCUGAGCCUGGCCAUAGGAGCCAUCUUGCGCUCGUUCAGUUACCCCUCUGCCAGCCUCGUCUGUGCCAAGGCUGAAUGCCUGCUGAGAUUGGAGGAACUGGUGCGCCGCUUUCUCAUCUCCCGGGAGACGUUGUCAAUCAGGAUGCUCGAUGACAACCUGGACCCUACCCCGCUGCUGAAGGAGAUCCGUGACGACAAAGUGGCCACCAUCAUCAUUGAUGCCAACGCGUCUGUCUCCUAUCUCAUCCUCAAGAAGGCGUCAGAGCUUGGGAUGACAUCAGCAUUUUACAAGUACAUCCUCACCACAAUGGACUUCCCGCUACUGAGACUGGAUGAUAUCGUAGAUGAGCAGUCCAACAUUGUGGGUUUCUCCAUGUUCAACACCACCCAUCCCUUCUAUUUGGAGUUCAUCAGGAGCCUCAACCUCUCAUGGAGGGAGCGCUGUGACCUAACGUACCCCGGCCCCGCGCUCUCGUCUGCACUGAUGUUUGAUGCGGUGCAUGUGGUGGUGGGGGCGGUGAGGGAAUUGAACCGCAGUCAGGAAAUCGGAGUGAAGCCGCUCAGCUGCACAUCGCCUCAGAUCUGGCAGCACGGGACCAGUCUUAUGAACUACCUGCGCAUGGUGGAGUAUGAUGGUCUGACCGGCCGUGUGGAGUUCAACAGCAAAGGUCAGAGGACCAACUACACCAUGAGGAUCCUAGAGAAGCACAGAGGAGGUCACAAAGAGAUCGGGAUCUGGUACUCUAACAACACCCUUGCAAUGAACUCCACCAGUCUGGAUAUCAAUGUGUCAGAGACGCUGGCAAACAAGACCCUCAUUGUCACCACCAUACUGGAGAACCCGUAUGUGAUGCGCAGAGACAACUACCAGGACUUUCAGGGCAAUGACCAGUACGAGGGCUUCUGUGUUGACAUGCUAAGGGAGCUGGCAGACACCUUAAAAUUCUCCUUCAAGAUCAAGCUGGUGGAUGAUGGGCUGUAUGGUGCUCCAGAGCCCAACGGCUCUUGGACUGGAAUGGUUGGAGAGCUUAUCAACAGGAAAGCAGACCUGGCCGUGGCAGGCUUCACCAUCACGUCGGAGAGAGAGAAAGUUAUCGACUUCUCUAAGCCGUUCAUGACCCUAGGGAUCAGCAUCUUGUACAGAGUUCAACUGGGUCGGAAGCCAGGCUACUUCUCCUUCCUUGAUCCUUUCUCUCCAGCUGUCUGGCUCUUCAUGCUGCUCGCCUACCUGGCUGUCAGCUGCGUGCUCUUCCUGGCUGCAAGGCUGAGCCCCUACGAGUGGUACAACCCUCACCCGUGUCUGCGAGAACGCAGGGACAUGUUGGAGAACCAGUACACCCUGGGAAACAGCCUGUGGUUCCCUGUGGGAGGUUUCAUGCAGCAGGGAUCAGAGAUUAUGCCCAGAGCUCUGUCCACCAGAUGUGUUAGUGGAGUGUGGUGGGCUUUCACCCUGAUCAUCAUCUCCUCCUACACGGCCAACCUAGCAGCCUUCCUGACUGUGCAGAGGAUGGAGGUCCCCAUCGAGUCUCCUGACGACUUGGCUGACCAGACUAACAUUGAGUAUGGCACCAUCCAUGGAGGGAGCACCAUGACCUUCUUCAUGAACUCGAGAUACCAGAUCUACCAGCGCAUGUGGAACUACAUGAACUCCAAGCAGCCCAGUGUGUUUGUAAAAAGCACAGAGGAGGGCAUCGCCCGUGUGGUCAACUCCAAGUACGCCUUCCUGAUGGAGAGCACCAUGAACGAGUACCACCGCGGCCUCAACUGCAAUCUCACGAAGAUCGGUGGCCUGCUGGACACAAAGGGCUACGGCAUCGGCAUGCCACUGGGGUCUCCGUUCAGAGAUGAGAUCACGCUGGCCAUCCUCCAGCUGCAGGAGAAUAACAGGCUGGAGAUACUGAAGAGGAGGUGGUGGGAGGGAGGCCAAUGUCCCAAAGAGGAGGACCACCGUGCCAAGGGUCUGGGCAUGGAGAACAUUGGGGGCAUCUUUGUGGUGCUGAUCUGUGGCCUCAUCAUUGCCGUGUUCGUGGCCAUAAUGGAGUUUGUGUGGUCGACACGCCGCUCGGCAGAGACAGAUGAGGUAUGCCCCCAUACCUGCCCUCGCCGACCCCACAGACACACCCCAGUGUCUGUCUGUCGGGAAAUGAUCACAGAGUUUCGAAACGCCGUCUCCUGUAAGAAGAGCUCCCGAAUGCGCCGCCGUCGGCCCCUCAGCAGCUCGGCAGCCAUGCGCCACCCUACACGCAUAUCUCUAGGGGCCCCCCGGCCUCUGCGUCUGGUCCGGGAGAUGCGCCUCAGCAACGGGAAACUCUACAGUGGAGUUGGAGGUGGAGGAGGUGGGGCAGGAGGGACAAGCCCUUCUGAUCUGGGACCUGGGCCUCAGCGGAUCCUGGAAGAUCCCCUGGGUGCCAACACCACCCCUCCUCCACCAGCCCCGACCCCUGUAAUGCUGCCGGCUCGCAGCUGCACCCACGUUCGGAUCUGCCAGGAGUGCCGGAGGAUCCAGAACCUGAGGUCAGGGACAAGUUUAGGAUCAACCACAACCAGAAUACCACCUUCAUCAGCACCUCUGCCCAGGCUACCCCCGCCCCCACCUCAAUCCUCAUCCAACACAGACAGUGAGGGCGGAGGGGGGGCCAGCCCAAGACGGCACCACCACAGCCCUCCUCCUCAUACACCUCGGCCCAUUCCACCGCCACAGAACAGCAACACCACAGACCUGCUAGGAGAGCAGGACUGAGACGCAGUGGGCGGGGUGAGUGUGACUGGUGAUGAGGUGGCGGAUGAAUAUUUGUGCUGAUGAGAGAAACUCUGCUCAAAGAGGGAGAGGAGGA
Molecule: messenger RNA, 3839 nt
Organism: Labrus bergylta (ballan wrasse)
Lineage: Eukaryota; Metazoa; Chordata; Actinopteri; Labriformes; Labridae
Gene: grik5
Product: glutamate receptor, ionotropic, kainate 5
Biological process (GO): modulation of chemical synaptic transmission; monoatomic ion transport; synaptic transmission, glutamatergic
Cellular component (GO): postsynaptic density membrane; presynaptic membrane; kainate selective glutamate receptor complex
Molecular function (GO): transmitter-gated monoatomic ion channel activity involved in regulation of postsynaptic membrane potential; kainate selective glutamate receptor activity
Source: RefSeq, a predicted model, not a curated record